AUGACCAGUUUAGGGUUGAUAAUUGAAAAGGCCAGCCUCCUACACCCAGGACCAGGAGGGGCUAUUGCAAUUGUCAAGGAUGGAGUGCCCCUCGCCCAGCGGGCAUGGGGAUUUGCUGAUCUCAACCAGCGGAUUCCAAUGACAACGGAAACCCCAUUCCCAAUCUGCUCCAUUACCAAGCAGAUGGUUUGUGCUGUCCUGCAGACUCUCAGGGACAAUCCCACGCCGACCAUGCCGACAGACGAGCCAGUCAGUGACCAGCUCGAGGCAAACCUGAAAAAACUGCUGCGCCGCAACUUUUGUGAGGACAAGAAGCUCUCUAUCCAGUUGCUGUGCGAUAACCAGUCUGGGAUCCGCGAUUAUUGGGCCACCAACACUCUUCUUGGCGCCAAGCCAGACGACCACUUCUCCCUCGAGGCUGAUGCGCGCGCAAUGAUUCACCGUGUCAGGUCUCUUCAUUUCAAGCCCGGCACCGAGUUCUCUUAUUCCAAUACCAACUUCCACAUCCUUGCCCGGGUCGUGGAAAUGACGAGUGGCCAGUCCCUCUCCAAGUUGCUCGAAGAGAGAUUGUUUCGCCCCGCGGGAAUGGAGACAGCCGUGCUCUGCCCAUCCACCGAACACCAGCCAGGGCCGUGUGUGGGAUAUGAAGGCGGACUUAAGCAGGGCUACUUCCCUGCCAGGAACCGCAUCGAGUGGUCUGGAGAUGCAGGCGUCGUUGCUUCGCUCAAGGACAUGCUCGCCUACGAGCUCUAUCUUCAGAAGAUCAUACGCGAUUCCAAGAGCUGGUAUCAUCAACACUCAAAACAUGGGACCUUUUCAGACGGAACCAAAUCCGCUUAUUCCAACGGAUUGUUUUUCGAUGAGAUGGAUGGAUCGGUGCUCAUCGGCCAUGGCGGUGCCUUACGCGGCUACCGCAUCAGUCGGACCCAUUCGCCUUCCCAGGGCCUUUCAGUUGUCGUGAUGCUCAACUAUGAGGCGGAUGCGGAGAGUAUCUCGAAGUUUGUCCUACGAGAGAUCCUCGCCAUUUCUAAAGCCCCGACUCACAUGACGGCUCCCGUCAACCCGUGGCAUUUCGAGGUGGCAGGCGAAUGGACCGGCAACUUUUUGGAUUUAGACACUUUUCUUUCCAUCAGAACUAAGAUCACGGGCGAGAAGACUGUCUCGAUCUUAUACUCAGGGGAAACAGAAGAGAUUCAGCUGAAUGAAUCCAGAAAAGGGAUCUCGCAGGACAUGCGGGCUGAGAUUGAUGGUGACACGCUCAGAAUCCACCGCUUGAAGGACAACAGGAUGCUCGAGGGAAUCCGUCUCCACCCGAACCAAGCAUCUCGACGCGAACCUACUAUGCUUGGAACAUACGAAUGCACUGAACUUGGCUCUAGCUUUACGUGUUUUGGCCAAGGAGAGGCACUGUAUGGCGCGUUUGACGGGCCGCUGGGUCACGGACCGGCAUCGCCCAUGAGUUAUCUUGGGGAUAACGUUUGGGUUAUUGCCUGCGCGCGCGGUCAGGAUGCUGACGCGCCUGGUGACUGGACUCUCGUGUUUGAUCGUGCCGAUGCCGAGACCGGUAUUAUAUCUGGGGUGACGGUUGGCUGCUGGUUGGCUCGCAAGUUUGGGUUUAUAAAAUGGGGAUUCUAG
Molecule: messenger RNA, 1635 nt
Organism: Clonostachys solani
Lineage: Eukaryota; Fungi; Ascomycota; Sordariomycetes; Hypocreales; Bionectriaceae
Source: the annotation of a GenBank genome assembly